Funneliformis geosporum is the source of this 216-nucleotide messenger RNA. Lineage: Eukaryota; Fungi; Glomeromycota; Glomeromycetes; Glomerales; Glomeraceae. The record is from the annotation of a GenBank genome assembly.
AACAUUAAAGAAGAUAUACAUAUUAGACCCUUAGAAAUAUCUCAACAAGAAAUCUUUAAUCAAUUUAUUGAAGAUAAUAAGGAUAUUUGUGCACUUAGUCAAACAAAAAUUGGUCAUACCACACUCUUUCAACAUCAAAUACCAACUGGAGAUUAUGAACCAAUUACAAGUCCUGUAUAUUAUUUAAAAGAUCCUGCUAAAUUAAAUUUUCUUUAA